UCAACAAGUUUCAUUCUUCUAGUCUGUCUGAUGAUACAAUGCCACGGGUCCACUCAUUUCCAUUACCAAAUGAAAAGACAGGAGGUUACACUGUCCUGUGAAACAUGUCAAUGGGAGGCUGAUGUGAACUCAGACAACAGAGUGGACUGCAGCUUAUCAAAGACCGGGAAAUCAAAUAAAUCAGAAUGUCCAGCUGGAACACCAGAACUGUGCAAUGAGAUCAAGUACAGCUCUGAUGGUUGUCAAAUCGUGGUAAAGAGGGGAUUCUUCACUUGUGUCCGUAAUAUUGAAGAUAAGGCUUGCUCCGUCCAUCCAUUCAAACCCUCUGCUCAUCAUGUGGAGUCCUUCAUUGUUGCUCAGGAAGAACCAGACAUGGUGUCUAAUAAUAUAAUGGAAAGCUCAGUGCAUGUGUCUGCAGGAGGAUCAAUUAAUCUGACAUGCAAAUUUACAAUAAAGGGAAGUUAUUCCAAUCAGCCUUUUGUGGUGUACUGGAUUAAGACUGCAGCUGAGAGCAGCACAUAUCUUCUGCUGAAGAGAACAAACACAUCCCACCCUUCUCUUAUUCAUACCAACACCCAUAACCUGACGAUCAGCAAUGCCGCUCACUCAGACAGUGGACAGUAUGUGUGUGCCUUGCAAGUGAACGACACCAAAAAGCAGCUGCACUGGAGAGUAAUCACCAACACUACAGUCACUGUGGAUGAUCCAGUCAAUCCCGAUGUGUAUGCUGAAGACAAUCCAACAACCACUGGAACUACCACUGUUGGCACUUUUCUAAAAGCAGAAAGUGCUCAUGAAACACUCCUCACCCCUGGAGAUGACAGUGCUGGAGUCUACGUGGCCGGCAUAGUAGUGCCCAUUAUUCUCAUCGUUAUUGUCGUCAUCAUACUACUGAAGAGGAGAUCAGCUGGGACCAAAGUUCCUCAGACUGUGAUAUUCCAAAGUAAUCAGCAUGGAAAGGACGGUGAUGAUGACUGUUCCCCUUAUGCGGUGAGCCAGAGAGAGCAGGAACACCAGUACUCCGUCCUCCAGCUGCCCGAGCAGAACACCGACCGCUCCACCGGCCUUCAGAAGCACAAGAUCAUCAUGAAGAACAACUCCAUUUAUGAAGCCUCAGGUCCGUCAUGAAGAGCAACUCCAUUUAUGAAACCUCAGGUCCGUCAUGAAGAACAACUCCAUUUAUGAAACCUCAGGUCCAGGUUUACUUUUGAUUUUUCCCAAAAAAUCAA
This is a messenger RNA of Sardina pilchardus (European sardine), 1229 nucleotides long. RefSeq lists its product as uncharacterized. NCBI's taxonomy places the organism in Eukaryota, Metazoa, Chordata, Actinopteri, Clupeiformes, Clupeidae. The record is from RefSeq and is a predicted model, not a curated record. The transcript is spliced from 10 exons. Bases 31 to 1128 code for a protein of 365 amino acids.